AUGGGGAAAACGAAACGGCAGUAUCAGACACAUUCAGGAGGAGGGGCAAAACCUCAUUCUCAUCAUAAUAAACAUGACCGAAGACAACUACAUCAAAACAAAGUCGAAAGUACUGAAGCCGAAGGCUUCACUGAACGAAUGCCAGGUUCGGAAUUUGACGGGAUUCCAUUAUUUGGUGUCACCAAAUUAAAUCUGUCAGAGAAAAAAUUCCCAGUGCCUCUUGCAAUGUGGGAUCUUGAACAGUGUGACCCUAAAAAGUGCACAGGACGGAAGUUGAGCCGCAUGGGCUAUGUGAAAACACUUCGUUUGAAUCACAGGUUCAGUGGGCUGAUUCUGUCACCUAUGGGAGCAAAGUGUGUUGCUCCUGAGGACAAGUCAAUUAUUGAAAAACAUGGAAUGGCAGUUGUUGAUUGUAGCUGGGCCAAAUUACAAGAGACUCCAUUUUCUCGAAUGAAGGGUGACCAUGCUAGGUUGCUGCCAUAUCUCAUUGCUGCCAACCCUAUCAACUAUGGCCGUCCUUGCAAGCUGUCCUGUGUGGAAGCCUUUGCAGCAACAUUGUACAUCACAGGCUUUCCGGAACUAGCUGACAGACUUCUGUCAAAGUUCAAAUGGGGCAAAACCUUCUAUACGGUGAAUCAAGGUCUGCUGGAGGGUUAUGCAUCCUGUCAGACCAGUGUGGAAGUUGUUGCUGAACAGGAGAGGGUUUUGGCCAGUCUGAGGACCGACAGUCAACAAGAUAAACUCAAAGACUGGAGUGUUGUGGACUUAGAGCUGGAGCAUUUCAAUCCCAAUCGACCAAUGAACCUGUCUGAAUCAUCAAGUGAUGAAGAGGAAGAUGAUAGUGAACAUGAAGGUAACAACAAAUCGAGUACAGACAAAUGUGAAGGAGGAGAGGAUGACGAAAGUGAUGGAGACAGUGAGACUGAGGAUAAUGGUUGCUGUGAUCAAGCCAUAGAAGAGAAAGUUGUGAAAAAACACUCUGGUCGGGACUGUGAUGAAAGCCGUCCUGCGACAGUAACCCAAACCCAGCCAGUAGUUGCACAGGAAGCUAGUGUUCCUUGUAGUUCUGCAGUAAAUUUGUUAGCUGAGUCAUUGCAGACAGUAACAGUUAUCAGUGAAUCAUCCUAG
This is a messenger RNA of Candidula unifasciata, 1128 nucleotides long. NCBI's taxonomy places the organism in Eukaryota, Metazoa, Mollusca, Gastropoda, Stylommatophora, Geomitridae. The record is from the annotation of a GenBank genome assembly.